UUACUGGGACACGGCGUAUGACAGUGAUGUAAUGGACAACCGAGUGGGACUGAACCUAUUAUACGCUCAGGUGAGGGAUCAUAGGUCACACAGAGGUCAUACUGGUUGUCUGUUGGCUUUUUUUUUCUUAAUUUGGGGUAGAUGGGUAUUUUGAAUGAUCAAGCAGGUCUGAAGCUUAGGUUUGUGUUUAGGAUUUCGGAUUAAAUCUCCUGUAUACCUGAAACUGCUUCCUCUUAGGGCAAAAAAAUGAAACCACAGAGCAUUUUGGUCCUUUAAAAACCUGCUGGGAAACUAUAAAUGUGACUCUGGAUGACAAUGAUGUUUGUUUCCAACAUUAGGGCUGUUUUUCUAAAGUAGCUAAAUGUGCUUAGUGUUUUGUUUCCUUGCCACGAUACUAACGAGUAUCAUGAUACUGGUAUGGUCCCGGCCCUCCUUCCUUCCUGGUAUGGUCCCGGCCCUCCUUCCUUCCUGGUAUGGUCCCGGCCCUCCUUCCUUCCUGGUAUGGUCCCGGCCCUACUUCCUUCCUUCCUGGUAUGGUCCCGGCCCUCCUUCCUUCCUGGUAUGGUCCCGGCCCUCCUUCCUUCCUGGUAUGGUCCCGGCCCUCCUUCCUUCCUGGUAUGGUCCCGGCCCUCCUUCCUUACUGGUAUGGUCCCGGCCCUCCUUCCUUACUGGUAUGGUCCCGGCCCUCCUUCCUGGUAUGGUCCCGGCCCUACUUCCUUCCUGGUAUGGUCCCGGCCCUACUUCCUUCCUGGUAUGGUCCCGGCCCUCCUUCCUUCCUUACUGGUAUGGUCCCGGCCCUACUUCCUUCCUUACUGGUAUGGUCCCGGCCCUACUUCCUUCCUUACUGGUAUAGUCCCGGCCCUACUUCCUUCCUUCCUGGUAUGGUCCUGGCCCUACUUCCUUCCUUCCUGGUAUGGUCCCGGCCCUACUUCCUUCCUUCCUGGUAUGGUCCCGGCCCUCCUUCCUUCCUUACUAGUAUGGUCCCGGCCCUACUUCCUUCCUCGUAUGGUCCCGGCCCUACUUCCUUCCUGGUAUGGUCCCGGCCCUACUUCCUUACUGGUAUGGUCCCGGCCCUACUUCCUUACUGGUAUGGUCCCGGCCCUACUUCCUUCCUGGUAUGGUCCCGGCCCUACUUCCUUCCUUCCUGGUAUGGUCCCGGCCCUACUUCCUUCCUUACUGGUAUGGUCCCGGCCCUACUUCCUUCCUUACUGGUAUGGUCCCGGCCCUACUUCCUUCCUUACUGGUAUGGUCCCGGCCCUACUUCCUUCCUUACUGGUAUGGUCCCGGCCCUACUUCCUUCCUUACUGGUAUGGUCCCGGCCCUACUUCCUUCCUUCCUGGUAUGGUCCCGGCCCUCCUUCCUUCCUUACUAGUAUGGUCCCGGCCCUACUUCCUUCCUGGUAUGGUCCCGGCCCUACUUCCUUCCUCGUAUGGUCCCGGCCCUACUUCCUUCCUGGUAUGGUCCCGGCCCUACUUCCUUACUGGUAUGGUCCCGGCCCUACUUCCGUCCUGGUAUGGUCCCGGCCCUCCUUCCUUCCUGGUGUGGUCCCGGCCCUCCUUCUUUCCUGGUAUGGUCCCGGCCCUACUUCCUUCCUGGUAUGGUCCCGGCCCUACUUCCUUACUGGUAUGGUCCCGGCCAUACUUCCUUACUGGUAUGGUCCCGGCCCUACUUCCUUCCUGGUAUGGUCCCGGCCCUACUUCCUUCCUUACUGGUAUGGUCCCUCCCGGCCCUACUUCCUUCCUUACUGGUAUGGUCCCUCCCGGCCCUACUUCCUUCCUUACUGGUAUGGUCCCGGCCUUACUUCCUUACUGGUAUGGUCCCUGCCCUACUUCCUUCCUGGUAUGGUCCCGGCCCUCCUUCCUUCCUGGUAUGGUCCCGGCCCUCCUUCCUUCCUGGUAUGGCCCCGGCCCUACUUCCUUCCUGGUAUGGCCCCGGCCCUACUUCCUUCCUGGUAUGGUCCCGGCCCUACUUCCUUCCUGGUAUGGUCCCGGCCCUACUUCCUUACUGGUAUGGUCCCGGCCCUACUUCCUUCCUGGUAUGGUCCCGGCCCUACUUCCUUCCUGGUAUGGUCCCGGCCCUACUUCCUUCCUGGUAUGGUCCCGGCCCUACUUCCUUCCUGGUAUGGUCCCGGUCCUACUUCCUUACUGGUAUGGUCCCGGCCCUACUUCCUUCCUGGUAUGGUCCCGGCCCCUACUUCCUUACUGGUAUGGUCCCGGCCCUACUUCCUUCCUGGUAUGGUCCCGGCCCUCCUUCCUUCCUUACUGGUAUGGUCCCGGCCCUACUUCCUUCCUUACUGGUAUGGUCCCGGCCCUACUUCCUUCCUUACUGGUAUGGUCCCGGCCCUACUUCCUUCCUUACUGGUAUGGUCCCGGCCCUACUUCCUUCCUUCCUGUUAUGGUCCCGGCCCUACUUCCUUCCCUCCUGGUAUGGUCCCGGCCCUCCUUCCUUCCUUACUAGUAUGGUCCUGGCCCUACUUCCUUCCUGGUAUGGUCCCGGCCCUACUUCCUUCCUGGUAUGGUCCCGGCCCUACUUCCUUCCUGGUAUGGUCCCGGCCCUCCUUCCUUCCUGGUAUGGUCCCGGCCCUACUUCCUUCCUUCCUGGUAUGGUCCCGGCCCUACUUCCUUCCUUACUGGUAUGGUCCCGGCCCUACUUCCUUCCUUACUGGUAUGGUCCCGGCCCUACUUCCUUCCUUCCUGGUAUGGUCCCUGCCCUCCUUCCUUCCUGGUAUGGUCCCGGCCCUCCUUCCUUCCUUACUAGUAUGGUCCCGGCCCUACUUCCUUCCUGGUAUGGUCCCGGCCCUACUUCCUUCCUCGUAUGGUCCCGGCCCUACUUCCUUCCUGGUAUGGUCCCGGCCCUACUUCCUUACUGGUAUGGUCCCGGCCCUACUUCCUUCCUGGUAUGGUCCCGGCCCUACUUCCUUCCUGGUAUGGUCCCGGCCCUACUUCCUUCCUGGUAUGGUCCCGGCCCUACUUCCUUACUGGUAUGGUCCCGGCCCUACUUCCUUCCUGGUAUGGUCCCGGCCCCUACUUCCUUACUGGUAUGGUCCCGGCCCUACUUCCUUCCUGGUAUGGUCCCGGCCCUCCUUCCUUCCUUACUGGUAUGGUCCCGGCCCUACUUCCUUCCUUACUGGUAUGGUCCCGGCCCUACUUCCUUCCUUACUGGUAUGGUCCCGGCCCUACUUCCUUCCUUACUGGUAUGGUCCCGGCCCUACUUCCUUCCUUACUGGUAUGGUCCCGGCCCUACUUCCUUCCUUCCUGUUAUGGUCCCGGCCCUACUUCCUUCCUUCCUGGUAUGGUCCCGGCCCUCCUUCCUUCCUUACUAGUAUGGUCCUGGCCCUACUUCCUUCCUGGUAUGGUCCCGGCCCUACUUCCUUCCUGGUAUGGUCCCGGCCCUCCUUCCUUCCUGGUAUGGUCCCGGCCCUACUUCCUUCCUUCCUGGUAUGGUCCCGGCCCUACUUCCUUCCUUACUGGUAUGGUCCCGGCCCUACUUCCUUCCUUACUGGUAUGGUCCCGGCCCUACUUCCUUCCUUCCUGGUAUGGUCCCUGCCCUCCUUCCUUCCUGGUAUGGUCCCGGCCCUCCUUCCUUCCUUACUAGUAUGGUCCCGGCCCUACUUCCUUCCUGGUAUGGUCCCGGCCCUACUUCCUUCCUCGUAUGGUCCCGGCCCUACUUCCUUCCUGGUAUGGUCCCGGCCCUACUUCCUUACUGGUAUGGUCCCGGCCCUACUUCCUUCCUGGUAUGGUCCCGGCCCUCCUUCCUUCCUGGUAUGGUCCCGGCCCUCCUUCUUUCCUGUUAUGGUCCCGGCCCUACUUCCUUCCUGGUAUGGUCCCGGCCCUACUUCCUUACUGGUAUGGUCCCGGCCCUACUUCCUUACUGGUAUGGUCCCGGCCCUACUUCCUUCCUGGUAUGGUCCCGGCCCUCCUUCCUUACUGGUAUGGUCCCUCCCGGCCCUACUUCCUUCCUUACUGGUAUGGUCCCUCCCGGCCCUACUUCCUUCCUUACUGGUAUGGUCCCGGCCUUACUUCCUUCCUGGUAUGGUCCCGGCCUUACUUCCUUACUGGUAUGGUCCCGGCCCUACUUCCUUCCUGGUAUGGUCCCGGCCCUCCUUCCUUCCUGGUAUGGUCCCGGCCCUCCUUCCUUCCUGGUAUGGUCCCGGCCCUACUUCCUUCCUGGUAUGGCCCCGGCCCUACUUCCUUCCUGGUAUGGUCCCGGCCCUACUUCCUUACUGGUAUGGUCCCGGCCCUACUUCCUUCCUGGAAUGGUCCCGGCCCUACUUCCUUACUGGUAUGGUCCCGGCCCUACUUCCUUCCUGGAAUGGUCCCGGCCCUACUUCCUUCCUGGUAUGGUCCCGGCCCUACUUCCUUACUGGUAUGGUCCCGGCCCCUACUUCCUUCCUUACUGGUAUGGUCCCGGCCCUACUUCCUUCCUUACUGGUAUGGUCCCGGCCCUACUUCCUUCCUUACUGGUAUGGUCCCGGCCCUCCUUCCUUCCUGGUAUGGUCCCGGCCCUACUUCCUUCCUGGUAUGGGUCCCGGCCCUCCUUCCUUACUGGUAUUGUCCCGGCCCUCCUUCCUUCCUGGUAUGGUCCCGGCCCUACUUCCUUCCUGGUAUUGUCCCGGCCCUCCUUCCUUCCUGGUAUGGUCCCGGCCCUACUUCCUUCCUGGUAUGGUCCCGGCCCUCCUUCCUUCCUGGUAUGGUCCCGGCCCUCCUUCCUUCCUGGUAUGGUCCCGGCCCUCCUUCCUUCCUGGUAUGGGUCCCGGCCCUCUUUCCUUACUGGUAUUGUCCCGGCCCUCCUUCCUUCCUGGUAUGGUCCCGGCCCUACUUCCUUCCUGGUAUGGUCCCGGCCCUACUUCCUUCCUGGUAUGGUCCCGGCCCUACUUCCUUCCUGGUAUGGUCCCGGCCCUACUUCCUUCCUGGUAUGGGUCCCGGCCCUCCUUCCUUACUGGUAUGGUCCCGGCCCUCCUUCCUUCCUGGUAUGUCCCAAAUGACACCCUACUCCCUAUAUAGGGCCCAUAGGCCUCUUGUCUAAAGCAGUGCACUAUAUAGGGAGUAGGGUGCCAUUUGGAACACAUCCCAUGUCUUUUUAUAGCAACACCCCAUCACCCAGAUACAGCAGCAACAUGAUGGUGUUUUCCUGAGCAUUUCAGAGAUGGUUGAUCUGAUCUGGCUGCUGUGUCAGCUCGGUGUGGGGGUCUAGCUAAUGUUAUGGGCCAAAGGAUGCAAUAUUUUAUCGGAAAGAGAGAAUCGGCAAACGUGCGUUUUCAUGUGCGUGUGUGUGUGUGUUUACCAUUGUGUGCAACGUGUGUGUGCCAUUGACUUGUAUAUGUGUGUAUGCAGCUGCCAACUGUGUGUGUGUGUGUGUGUGUGUGUGUGUGUGUGUGUGUGCAAUUCUACUUGAACAAACAACAGUGGAAUAGUUAGUUUUGGACUUAAAACUGAAGAACAGUUUUAUGUAAGCCUCAACGAGGAUGCUUUGGAGCAGAAAGAUUAAACUUGUCUCUCUUCUCUCCCAAGACGGUGUCGGACAUAGAUGGAGGCUGGAUACUCGUUAACAAGGACCAGCACAGACAGCUCAAGUCACUGCAGGAGAAAGGCUCCAAGAAGGAAGUAAGUAAGACUGUCUCCUAGAACUAGAGAGUGACAGUAUUAUAGUAGAAGAAGAGUUGAAUGGGUUGGAGGCCUCUUCUACCCAAGCUGGUGGAGAGUGACAGUAUUAUAGUAGAAGAAGAGUUGAAUGGGUUGGAGGCCUCUUCUACCCAAGCUGGUGGAGAGUGACAGUAUUAUAGUAGAAGAAGAGUUGAAUGGGUUGGAGGCCUCUUCUACCCAAGCUGGUGGAGAGUGACAGGAUUAUAGUAGAAGAAGAGCUGAAUGGGUUGGAGUCUAAAUCUCCUGUAUAGUUUUUAUAAAAGUGGAGCGAUGGUUUCCAAUCAACUACAUAGUAACUUUGUAGGUAGAUGCACAAUAAAUAUUUAACCAACUUAUCUCCAGACACCCUUUUAGAAAGAUAUUUUGGAUUUUAAAAAAUGCACCUAUUAUAGAAAACAGGCUCUGUCGUAGCCGGCCGCGACCGGGAGAACCAUGGGGGCGGCAGGGAUGUAGCUCAGUUGGUAGAGCAUGGCGUUUGCAACGCCAGGGUUGUGGGUUCGCUUCCCACUGGGGGCCAGUAUGAAAAAUAAAAUAAUGUAUGCACUCACUAACUGUAAGUCGCUCUGGAUAAGAGCGUCUGCUAAAUGACUAAAAUGUAAAUGUAAAAGGUCAUGGUGUAGACGUUGUCAGACUUUUAUAUUUUUUGUGAUUUUCUAGUGGGUCAUGUCUUUCUACCUGUUUCUCCAGUUCAUUCAGCUAGUUCAUGUCUUUCUACCUGUUUCUCCAGUUCAUUCAGCUAGUUCAUGUCUUUCUACCUGUUUCUCCAGUUCAUUAGGCUAGUUCGUCUUUCUACCUGUUUCUCCAGUUCAUUCAGCUAGUUCAUGUCUUUCUACCUGUUUCUCCAGUUCAUUAGGCUAGUUCAUGUCUUUCUACCUGUUUCUCCAGUUCAUUCGGCUAGUUCAUGUCUUUCUACCUGUUUCUCCAGUUCAUUCAGCUAGUUCAUGUCUUUCUACCUGUUUCUCCAGUCCAUUCAGCUAGUUCAUGUCUUUCUACCUGUUUCUCCAGUUCAUUAGGCUAGUUCAUGUCUUUCUACCUGUUUCUCCAGUUCAUUCAGCUAGUUAAUGUCUUUCUACCUGCUUCUCCAGUUCAUUCAGCUAGUUCAUGUCUUUCUACAUGUUUCUCCAGUUCAUUCAGCUAGUUCAUGUCUUUCUACCUGUUUCUCCAGUUAAUUCAGCUAGUUCAUGUCUUUCUACCUGUUUCUCCAGUUCAUUCAGCUAGUUCAUGUCUUUCUACCUGUUUCUCCAGUUCAUUCAGCUAGUUCACGUCUUUCUACCUGUUUCUCCAGUUCAUUCGGCUAGUUCAUGUCUUUCAACCUGUUUCUCCAGUUCAUUCGCUAGUUCAUGUCUUUCUACCUGUUUCUCCAGUUCAUUCAGCUAGUUUUUUUAUUUUAUUUUAUUUCACCUUUAUUUAACCAGGUAAACCAGUUGAGAACAAGUUCUCAUUUACAACUGCGACCUGGCCAAGAUAAAGCAAAGCAGUGCGAAAACAACAACACAGAGUUACAUAUGGGGUAAAACAAAACAAAGUCAAAAAUACAACAGAAAUACAUAUAAUAUACAGUGUGUGCAAAUUUAGCAAGUUAUGGAGGUAAGGCAAUAAAAUAGGCUAUAGUGCAAAAUAAUUACAAUUAGUAUUAACACUGGAAUGAUAGAUGUGCAAGAGAUGAUGUGCAAAUAGAGAUACUGGGGUACAAGUUCAUGUCUUUCUACCUGUUUCUCCAGUUCAUUCGGCUAGUUCAUGUCUUUCUACCUGUUUCUCCAGUUCAUUCGGCUAGUUCAUGUCUUUCUACCUGUUUCUCCAGUUCAUUCAGCUAGUUCAUGUCUUUCUACCUGUUUCUCCAGUCCAUUCAGCUAGUUCAUGUCUUUCUACCUGUUUCUCCAGUUCAUUAGGCUAGUUCAUGUCUUUCUACCUGUUUCUCCAGUUCAUUCAGCUAGUUAAUGUCUUUCUACCUGCUUCUCCAGUUCAUUCAGCUAGUUCAUGUCUUUCUACAUGUUUCUCCAGUUCAUUCAGCUAGUUCAUGUCUUUCUACCUGUUUCUCCAGUUCAUUCAGCUAGUUCAUGUCUUUCUACCUGUUUCUCCAGUUCAUUCAGCUAGUUCAUGUCUUUCUACCUGUUUCUCCAGUUCAUUCAGCUAGUUCACGUCUUUCUACCUGUUUCUCCAGUUCAUUCGGCUAGUUCAUGUCUUUCAACCUGUUUCUCCAGUUCAUUCGCUAGUUCAUGUCUUUCUACCUGUUUCUCCAGUUCAUUCAGCUAGUUUUUUUAUUUUAUUUUAUUUCACCUUUAUUUAACCAGGUAAACCAGUUGAGAACAAGUUCUCAUUUACAACUGCGACCUGGCCAAGAUAAAGCAAAGCAGUGCGAAAACAACAACACAGAGUUACAUAUGGGGUAAAACAAAACAAAGUCAAAAAUACAACAGAAAUACAUAUAAUAUACAGUGUGUGCAAAUUUAGCAAGUUAUGGAGGUAAGGCAAUAAAAUAGGCUAUAGUGCAAAAUAAUUACAAUUAGUAUUAACACUGGAAUGAUAGAUGUGCAAGAGAUGAUGUGCAAAUAGAGAUACUGGGGUACAAGUUCAUGUCUUUCUACCUGUUUCUCCAGUUCAUUCGGCUAGUUCAUGUCUUUCUACCUGUUUCUCCAGUUCAUUCGGCUAGUUCAUGUCUUUCUACCUGUUUCUCCAGUUCAUUCAGCUAGUUCAUGUCUUUCUACCUGUUUCUCCAGUUCAUUCAGCUAGUUCAUGUCUUUCUACCCGUUUCUCCAGUUCAUUAGGCUAGGUCAUGUCUUUCUACCUGUUUCUCCAGUUCAUUCGGCUAGGUCAUGUCUUUCUACCUGUUUCUCCAGUUCAUUCAGCUAGUUCAUGUCUUUCUACCUGUUUCUCCAGUUCAUUCAGCUAGUUCAUGUCUUUCUACCUGUUUCUCCAGUUCAUUCGGCUAGUUCAUGUCUUUCUACCUGUUUCUCUAGUUCAUUCAGCUAGUUCAUGUCUUUCUACCUGUUUCUCCAGUUCAUUAGGCUAGGUCAUGUCUUUCUACCUGUUUCUCCAGUUCAUUCAGCUAGUUCAUGUCUUUCUACCUGUUUCUCCAGUUCAUUAGGCUAGGUCAUGUAUUUCUACCUGUUUCUCCAGUUCAUUAGGCUAGGUCAUGUCUUUCUACCUGUUUCCCCAGUUCAUUAGGCUAGUUCAUGUCUUUCUACCUGUUUCUCCAGUUCAUUAGGCUAGGUCAUGUCUUUCUACCUGUUUCUCCAGUUCAUUAGGCUAGGUCAUGUCUUUCUACCUGUUUCCCCAGUUCAUUCAGCUAGUUCAUGUCUUUCUACCUGUUUCUCCAGUUCAUUCGGCUAGUUCAUGUCUUUCUACCUGUUUCUCCAGUUCAUUCGGCUAGUUCAUGUCUUUCUACCUGUUUCUCCAGUUCAUUCAGCUAGUUCAUGUCUUUCUACCUGUUUCUCCAGUUCAUUAGGCUAGGUCAUGUCUUUCUACCUGUUUCUCCAGUUCAUUCAGCUAGUUCAUGUCUUUCUACCUGUUUCUCCAGUUCAAUCAGCUAGUUCAUGUCUUUCUACCUGUUUCUCCAGUUCAUUAGGCUAGGUCAUGUCUUUCUACCUGUUUCUCCAGUUCAUUAGGCUAGGUCAUGUCUUUCUACCUGUUUCUCCAGUUCAUUAGGCUAGUUCAUGUCUUUUACCUGUUUCUCCAGUUCAUUCGGCUAGUUCAUGUCUUUCUACCUGUUUCUCCAGUUCAUUAGGCUAGGUCAUGUCUUUCUACCUGUUUCUCCAGUUCAUUCAGCUAGUUCAUGUCUUUCUACCUGUUUCCCCAGUUCAUUAGGCUAGUUCAUGUCUUUCUACCUGUUUCUCCAGUUCAUUCAGCUAGUUCAUGUCUUUCUACCUGUUUCUCCAGUUCAUUCAGCUAGUUCAUGUCUUUCUACCUGUUUCUCCAGUUCAUUAGGCUAGGUCAUGUCUUUCUACCUGUUUCUCCAGUUCAUUAGGCUAGGUCAUGUCUUUCUACCUGUUUCCCCAGUUCAUUAGGCUAGUUCAUGUCUUUCUACCUGUUUCUCCAGUUCAUUCGGCUAGUUCAUGUCUUUCUACCUGUUUCUCCAGUUCAUUCAGCUAGUUCAUGUCUUUCUACCUGUUUCUCCAGUUCAUUCAGCUAGUUCAUGUCUUUUUACCUGUUUCUCCAGUUCAUUAGGCUAGUUCAUGUCUUUCUACCUGUUUCUCCAGUUCAUUAGGCUAGGUCAUGUCUUUCUACCUGUUUCUCCAGUUCAUUCGGCUAGUUCAUGUCUUUCUACCUGUUUCUCCAGUUCAUUCGGCUAGGUCAUGUCUUUCUACCUGUUUCCCCAGUUCAUUAGGCUAGUUCAUGUCUUUCUACCUGUUUCUCCAGUUCAUUCAGCUAGUUCAUGUCUUUCUACCUGUUUCUCCAGUUCAUUCAGCUAGUUCAUGUCUUUCUACCUGUUUCUCCAGUUCAUUAGGCUAGUUCAUGUCUUUCUACCUGUUUCUCCAGUUCAUUCAGCUAGUUCAUGUCUUUCUACCUGUUUCUCCAGUUCAUUCAGCUAGUUCAUGUCUUUCUACCUGUUUCUCCAGUUCAUUCAGCUAGUUCAUGUCUUUCUACCUGUUUCUCCAGUUCAUUUUGCUAGGUCAGACGCUGAAGUACUUCGGCUACAUCAAGUUUGACCCGUGCGUGACAGACUUCCCGGAGAAGGGCUGUCACGUGAUCGUCUCCGCGGGCAACAACGAGCUCAACUUCCAGGUCAAGCUGCCCAAUGAACAGAUGAAGGAGGGGAGCUUCAAGGUCACGCGCAUGAGGUGCUGGCGGGUCACUUCUUCUGUAAGUAACCCACCCCAAAUUAAGUUACUCUAUUCUAAUCUACUCUAUUUUAAGGGUCCUCUGAACGCUGUAUUAGGAGGAGGGUGAAGUUGUUCUCUACGGUCAGUUUUACAAGGGGGGAGGGUUCUGCAGAGGGAACCAAUUUCAUCAUUCAGGUUGGAAUCCAUCCAAAUUAUGACCGCAUUGGCGUGAGCUUGACCUCUUCCGCUCUCCCCUCGCUCCCCCUCUCCUUUCUCCCCCAUUCCCUUCCCCCUUCUCAUUAACCCUCCGCAGCGUACCAGGCACAUGCUUCUGUUCCUCUCCUCUGGGUAAACUGCUGAGCUCUACACCAUCGCUCUUCAUCAGGCUACUAACACCCACAACUCCAGAGAUCCUUUAUCGUAUUUGUCUCCCAUCCAGAGAGCUGUAUGCUAAUUCUACGGGUAGCAGGAAGGGACAUGUAGGAGGAAAGAAAUGUCAUUGCUUGACUACAGUUUGAAUGUCUUCUCCACACACCUCUAUAAAGCACAUCUAUAAAGUACAUUUUUACAUUUUAGUCAUUUUUAGCAGACGCUCUUAUCCAGAGCGACUUACAGUUAGUGAGUGCAAUUUUUUUUUUAUACAUGCAGUGCCUUCAUGAAAGUUUUCACACCCCUUGACUUUAAAAUGGAUUAAAUAUUGAGAUUUUGUGUCACUGGCCUACACACAAUACCCCAUAAUGUCAAAGUGGAAUUAUGUUUUUAGAUAUAUUUAGAAAUGAAUUAAUAAUGAAAAGCUGAAAUGUCUUUAGUCAAUAAGUAUUCAACCCCUUUGUUACGGCAAGCCUAAAGUUAAUAACAUAAUGAGUUGCAUGGACUCACUCUGUGUGCAAUAAUAGUGUUUAACAUGAUUUUUUAAUGACUACCUCGUCUCUGUACCCCACACAUACAGUCAUGUUCUGGGUAUGCUUGUAAUCGUUAAGGACUGGGGAAUUCUUCAGGGAAAAAAAUUAACGGAAUGGAGCUAAGCACAGGCAAAAUCCUAGAGGAAAACCUGGUUCAGUCUGCUUUCCACCAGACACUGAGACACUGAGAUUAAUUCACCUUUCAGCAGGACAAUAACCUACAACACAAGGCCAAAUCUACACUGGAGUUGCUCACCAAGAAGACAGUGAAUGUUUCUGAGUGGCCGAGUUACAGUUUUAACUUAAAUCUGAUUGAAAAUAUAUGGCAAGACCUGAAAAUGGUUGUCUAGCAAUAAUCAACAACCAAUUUAAACGAUAUUGAAGAUUUAAAAAAAUAAUAAUGGGCAAAUAUUGUACAAUCCAGGUAGGGUUGGGCAGUAUACAGAUGUUCAUAUCGUCAUACCGUCCUUCUCUCAUCCUGGGAUUUACGGUAUUACUGUCUUAGUACACAAGGGGGCGCCAAAGAAAGCAAAAAGGCCAUUGGGCGUCUGUUACAGUGCAAACAAAAUUUGCCAAGUAAUAGGGGAAUUUCCAGGGAGGCUGCUAGCUCAAAUAUGCAAAUGAGUGCAAACAACUCUUUUUUUUGUUUGGUUUGUUGUUGCAAAACAGGCAGUCCAGCUCAAAGUUUUUACAUUAUGGGGAGGGCUCCGAUGUCUGUUUGAAUGAUGUGAAUGUGAACGGGGGACAAAUGAACAGUCCCUGGCUUGUGGGGGCAGAGUGUAAAAUCUGGUCUGUGUAGUCUGGAGUCACUAGGGCACGGGCCGGGCCUGCUCGCUCGGAGUCGCUAGGCAACGGGCCUGCCUGCUCUGCUCGGAGUCGCUAGGGCAACGGGCCUGCUGCUCUCUGGGAGUGCUAGGGACGGGCCUGCCUGCUCUGCUCGGAGUCGCUAGGGCAACGGGCCUGCCUUGCUCUGCUCGGAGUCGCUAGGGCAACGGGCCUCCCUUUGCUCUGCUGGGAAAGUCCUAGGGCAACGGGCCUGCCUGCUCUGCUCGGAGAAACGGGGGAGGAGCCAGAACAGAGAGGAGGAAACAACACAAGAAAAAAAUAGAGAAAUGAGGAUAACUCAUCCAAAAGGCUUUACUUUAAACACGCAGAAAAGCCAACACAAUAUGAUGCACCGUAACUUAAUUAAUUCAGCCACUUCCCUGGAUAACUAGCAAGUUAAACUUAGGGGUCGCCUAAUCCACAAUUCUUUUGUUUUUCACACUGGAAAAAAUAUAUAAAACGCACAAGAAAAAUCAUGAGGCGUUUUGUAAAAAUCGUAUGUAAAAAGUAUUGUUUUUGUAAUUUCUGCUCAGCAUCAGACUCAUUUUGUGUUUCAGUUGAACUUCUAAACUCAGAUUUAGAAUUCACUAACUGUCAUUCUAUCAGCUGACCGUACUUUUCUCAGUGUAGCCAGCCCCACUUUUCUCCCGGUAAAAUGCAAGAUUAACUUUAAGAAAAACAUUAGAAAAUGUAGCUGGCUACAUUAUUUCUAUGAUAACUUAGAAAUAUGAUGGCCAUGCAUAGUUUUUUAGCAAAAAUACCUUUUUCUUUUAACUCAUUUAGCCCCCUACUUGUGGCUUGCCACCAAAUAGCUUGCACUUCUGUUGUCAUCUGUUGAAAAUGGUUAUUUUUCUGAUGAAGGUGUUUCACUAAUGUAUUUUCGUUUAACAAAACUAAGUUGCAUGUCCUUUUCACUCUAUUGAAGGAAAAAACCAGACUUUCAAUUAAAACGGGACACCAAUUGUCAACACACAGCAGGCUCCCACUUUCACCCGUUGUGCUGUUUCCCAAACAAACACGUGACUGGCUCAAACGUUCUGGGGAAUAUGGGUUAAGCUCAUUUAAGGUCAAAAUAAAUGUGAAUGUGUGUGAAAGAAAAACAUUUUAUGUAAAUUAUGACAAGUUGAUGCGGUAAUUAUUAAAAGGAGCAAAAAAAAUGGUCUUGGAAAAACCAUUUCCCAGGCUAUUUCCAAAAAAGGGGGGGGGGAAGGGGCCCAAGGGAAACAAAAAAGCCAUGGGUUUCCAAAAGGCUUUUAAAAUUUUCCCCCCCCGAAAAAAAAACAAAUUUACACCUAAUUUUUUAUUGCCACCCGGAUAAAAAUUAUUAGGGGGGCUACCAAAUUUUUGUUUUAUGAUUGGGAAAAAAGACAAAGAAAUACUGGCUUUUGGACCGUGUAAUCUGUGUUUUGUAAUUUUGGUCAAGCAAGCUGUGUCGUGGAAUCUACCCAAGGGGUUACUCUGUCAUCUAAGGGGAAGGCCUUUCUCUGGCCAGCGUUUCCCGGAAAAGCGUUGUUGACACAGGGAAAGGGCUGCUUUUCGAUCCCGGGGAAGUGCCUGCCUGCUGGGUCAAACCGGGUUUUCUUUUCUAUGAGCCUAGGAAGGUGCCUGCGCCUAGCGUUGGGGAACCUCCUGUUGUCAUCGUUGGGAAGGUUCUCUGAGGGUUUACUAAGACCCCCCUCUGCUCGGAGUCGCUAGGGCAACGGGCCUGCUGCUCUGCUCGGAGUCACUAGGGCAACGGGCUGCUUGCUCGGGUCACUAGGGCAACGGGCCCCUGCUCUGCUCGAGUCUAGGGCAACGGGCCGCCUGUCUGCUCGGGUCGCUAGGGCAACGGGCCUCCCUGCCGCUCGGAGUCGUAGGGCAACGGGCUGCCUGCUUGCUCGGAGUCACUAGGGCAACGGGCCUGCCUGCUCUGAUAGCUCGGAGAAGGCUACGUCGAGUCGUAGGGCAACGGCUGCCUGUUGAUCGGAGGAAGCAAGGACAGGAGGGAGAGCCAGAACAGGAGGAGGAAACACACACAAGGAAAUCAAAAGAUAGCAGCAUUAGGAUAACUCAUCCAAAAGGCUUUUCAAACACGGCAGAAAAGCCAACACAAUAUGAUGCACCGUAACUUCAUUAAUUCAGCCACUUCCUUGGAUAACUAGCAAGUUAAACUUAGGGGUCGCGCUAAUCCACAAUUAUUUUGUUUUUCACACUGGAAAAAAUAUAUAAAACGCACAAGAAAUAUCAUGAGGCGUUUUGUAAACUCGUAUGUAAAAUGUAUUGUUUUUGUAAUUUCUGCUCAGCAUCAGACUCAUUUUGUGUUUCAGUUGAACUUCUAAACUCAGAUGAGAAUUCACUAACUGGCAUUCUAUCAGCUGACAGUACUUUUAUCAGUGUAGCCAGCCGACUUUUCUCCCGGUAAAAUGCAAGAUUAACUUUAAGAAAAACAUUAGAAAAUGUAGCUGGCUACAUUAUUUCUAUGAUAAACUUUAGAAAUAUGAUGGCCAUGCAUAGUUCUUUAGCAAAAAAUACAUUUUUCCCGCUUUCACCCGUUGUGCUGUUUACAAACAAACACGUGACUGGCUCAAACGUUCUGGGGAACUACGGUAAGCUUCAUAAUGUCAAAUAAUGUGACCGGUGAAAGAACGCAAUCUGCUUUAUCGACUAACAUACUGCACAAGUUGACUGCAGGUAUUUACUUAAAAAGGAGCUACACAUUUUUUUUUUUUUAAUGGUCUUGGAAAACCAUCCCAUGGCUAUUUCCAAAUACCCCGUUAUACGAUAUACCGCCCAAGCCUAAAUCCAGGUGUGCAAAGCUCUUAGAGACUUACCCAGAAAGACUCACAGCUGUAAUCGUUGCCAAAGGUAAUUCUAACAUGUAAUGACUCAGGGGUGUGAAUACUUAUGUAAAUUAGAUAUUUCUGUACUUAAUUUUCAAUGAAUGUGCAAAAAUUUCUAAAGACAUGUUUUCACUUUGUCAUAAUGGGAUACUGUGUGUAGAUUGUGAGAAAAAAAUUAUGUUUAAUCCAUUUAGAAUUCAGGCUGUACCACAACAAUGUGGAAUAAGUCAACGGGUAUGAACACUUUCUGAAGGCAUACAGUUGAAGUCGGAAGUUUACAUACACCUUAGCCUAAUACAUUUAAACUCAGUUUCUCACAAUUCCUGACAUUUAAUCCUAGUAAGAAUUCCCUGUCUUAGGUCAGUUAGGAUCACCACUUUAUUUUAAGAAUGUGAAAUGUCAGAAUAAUAGUAGAGAGAAUGAUUUAUUUCAGCUUUUAUUUCUUUCAUCACAUUCCCAGUGGGUCAGAAGUUUACAUACACUCAAUUUGUAUUUGGUAGCAUUGUCUUUAAAUUGUUUAACUUGGGUCAAACGUUUCGGGUAGCCUUCCACAAGCUUCCCACAAUAAGUUGGGUGAAUUUUGGCCCAUUCCUCCUGACAGAGCUGGUGUAACUGAGUCAGGUUUGUAGGCCUCCUUGCUCGCACACGCUUUUUCAGUUCUGCCCACAAAUUUUCUAUAGGAUUGAGGUCAGGGCUUUGUGAUGGCCACUCCAAUACCUUGACUUUGUUGUCCUUAAGCCAUUUUGCCACAACUUUGGAAGUAUGCUUGGGGUCAUUGUCCAUUUGGAAGACCCAUUUGCGACCAAGCUUUAACUUCCUGACUGAUGUCUUGAGAUGUUGCUUCAAUAUAGCCAUAUAAUUUUCCUUCGUCAUGAUGCCAUCCAUUUUGUGAAGUGCACCAGUCCCUCCUGCAGCAAAGCACCCCCACAGCAUGAUGCUGCCACCCCCGUGCUUCACGGUUGGGAUGGUGUUCUUCAGCUUGCAAGCCACCCCCUUUUUCCUCCAAACAUAACGAUGGUCAUUAUGUCCAAACAAUUCUUUUUUUGUUUCAUCAGACCAGAGGACAUUUCUCCAAAAAGUACGAUCUUUGUCCCCAUGUGCAGUUGCAAACCAUAGUCUGGCUUUUUUAUGGUGGUUUUGGAGCAGUGGCUUCUUCCUUGCUCAGCAGCCUUUCAGGUUAUGUCGACAUAGGACUCAUUUUACUGUGGAUAUAAAUACGUUUGUACCUGUUUCCUCCAGCAUCGUCACAAGGUCCUUUGCUGUUGUUCUGGGAUUGAUUUGCACUUUUCGCACCAAAGUACGUUCAUCUCUAGGAGACAGAACGCGUCUCCUCCGUGAGCGGUAUGACGGCUGCGUGGUCCCAUGGUGUUUAUACUUGCGUACUAUUGUUUGUACAGAUGAACGUGGUACCUUCAGGCGUUUGGAAAUUGCUCCCAAGGAUGAACCAGACUUGUGGAGGUCUACAAUAAUUUUUCUGAGGUCUUGUCUGAUUUCUUUUCAUUUUCCCAUGAUGUCAAGCAAAGAGGCACUGAGUUUGAAGGUAGGCCUUGAAAUACAUCCACAGGUACACCUCCAAUUGACUCAAAUGAUGUCAAUUAGCCUAUCAGAAGCUUCUAAAGCCAUGACAUCAUUUUCUGGAAUUUUCCAAGCUGUUUAAAGGCACAGUCAACUUAGUGUAUGUAAACUUGUAUAUGAUACAGUGAAUUAUAAGUGAAAUAAUCUGUCUGUAAACAAUUGUUGGAAAAAUUGCUUGUGUCAUGCACAAAGUAGAUGUCCUAACCGACUUGCCAAAACUAUAGUUUGUUAAAAAGACAUUUGUGGAGUGGUUGAAAAAUGAGUUUUAAUGACUCCAACCUAAGUGUAUGUAAACUUCCGACUUCAACUGUACUUCUCUUAAAAGCUGAGAAUAGCACGACAUCCUUUCUUGGAACCCUAACCCCUGCAGUAGCAUUAAGUACCAAUGUACACUAUACAGUGGGGGAAAAAGUAUUUAGUCAGCCACCAAUUGUGCAAGUUCUCCCACUUAAAAAGAUGAGAGAGGCCUGUAAUUUUCAUCAUAGGUACACGUCAACUAUGACAGACAAAAUGAGAAUUUUUUUUCCAGAAAAUCACAUUGUAGGAUUUUUAAUGAAUUUAUUUGCAAAUUAUGGUGGAAAAUAAGUAUUUGGUCAAUAACAAAAGUUUCUCAAUACUUUGUUAUAUACCCUUUGUUGGCAAUGACACAGGUCAAACGUUUUCUGUAAGUCUUCACAAGGUUUUCACACACUGUUGCUGGUAUUUUGGCCCAUUCCUCCAUGCAGAUCUCCUCUAGAGCAGUGAUGUUUUGGGGCUGUCGCUGGGCAACACGGACUUUCAACUCCCUCCAAAGAUUUUCUAUGGGGUUGAGAUCUGGAGACUGGCUAGGCCACUCCAGGACCUUGAAAUGCUUCUUACGAAGCCACUCCUUCGUUGCCCGGGCGGUGUGUUUGGGAUCAUUGUCAUGCUGAAAGACCCAGCCACAUUUCAUCUUCAAUGCCCUUGCUGAUGGAAGGAGGUUUUCACUCAAAAUCUCACGAUACAUGGCCCCAUUCAUUCAUUCCUUUACACGGAUCAGUCGUCCUGGUCCCUUUGCAGAAAAACAGCCCCAAAGCAUGAUGUUUCCACCCCCAUGCUUCACAGUAGGUAUGCUGUUCUUUGGAUGCAACUUAGCAUUCUUUGUCCUCCAAACACAACGAGUUGAGUUUUUACCAAAAAGUUCUAUUUUGGUUUCAUCUGACCAUAUGACAUUCUCCCAAUCCUCUUCUGGAUCAUCCAAAUGCACUCUAGCAAACUUCAGACGGGCCUGGACAUGUACUGGCUUAAGCAGGGGGACACGUCUGGCACUGCAGGAUUUGAGUCCCUGGCGGCGUAGUGUGUUACUGAUGGUAGGCUUUGUUACUUUGGUCCCAGCUCUCUGCAGGUCAUUCACUAGGUCUCCCCCGUGUGGUUCUGGGAUUUUUGCUCACCGUUCUUGUGAUCAUUUUGACCCCACGGGGUGAGAUCUUGCGUGGAGCCCCAGAUCGAGGGAGAUUAUCAGUGGUCUUGUAUGUCUUCCAUUUCCUAAUAAUUGCUCCCACAGUUGAUUUCUUCAAACCAAGCUGCUUACCUAUUGCAGAUUCAGUCUUCCCAGCCUGGUGCAGGUCUACAAUUUUGUUUCUCGUGUCCUUUGACAGCUCUUUGGUCUUGGCCAUAGUGGAGUUAGGAGUGUGACUGUUUGAGGUUGUGGACAGGUGUCUUUUAUACUGAUAACAAGUUCAAACAGGUGCCAUUAAUACAGGUAACGAGUGGAGGACAGAGGAGCCUCUUAAAGAAGAAGUUACAGGCCUGUGAGAGCCAGAAAUCUUGCUUGUUUGUAGGUGACCAAAUACUUAUUUUCCACCAUAAUUUGCAAAUAAAUUCAUUAAAAAUCCUACAAUGUGAUUUUCUGGAUUUCUUUUUCUCAAUUUGUCUGUCAUAGUUGACGUGUACCUAUGAUGAAAAUUACAGGCCUCUCUCAUCUUUUUAAGUUGGAGAACUUGCACAAUUGGUGGCUGACUAAAUACUUUUUUCCCCCCACUGUAUAUACAAAAGUAUGUGGAUACCCCUUCAAAUUAGUGGAUACGGCUAAUUUAGCCACACCCUUUGUUGACAGGUGUAUAAAAUCGAGCACACAGCAAUGCAAUCUCCAUACAUUUACAUUUUUAGUCAUUUAGCAGACGCUCUUAUCCAGAGCGACUUACAUGAGCAAUUAGGGUUAAGUGCCUUGCUCAAGGACAAACACUGGCAGAAUGGCCUUACUGAAGAGCUCAGUGAUUUCAAUGUGGCACUGUCAUAGGAUGCCACCUUUCCAACAAGUCUGUUCGUCAAAUUUUUGCCCUGCUAGAGCUGCCCCGGUCAACUGUAAAUGUCCUCAGGGAUCCACCCCCCCCCCCCCCCCCCCCCACUACACGGACCAGUAGCUAACUCUACUACUAAACUCCCCUUCAGGGAUCUCUUGUUCCAUCUCGUUACCCAGGGGGCUUGAGGAGGAAGUGGAAACACUGUGUUUCCAGAAGGAGACCCAUAUAAACAGUGGGGUCAGUGAGCUAGCACAGCAGGGAUGAGAGCCGUUGCAUAUCUGUCCCAACGACCCAAUGCAGACUGGAGGGCCCUUAAGGACAGACUGACUGCUAAUGGGAGACGAGUCCCCGUCUCGAGGGAAAUGUGUAUGAUGUAACAUCCUGCUAACAAGGGGUUGAUAAUGAAGGGGGUUUUGGAGGAGAGGAGUGUCCCAAAUCGCACCCUAUUCCCUAAAGAGUAAACUACUUUUGACCAGGGCCUUAUGGAGGGAAUAGGUCCUAGUCUUUAGGGAUUAUUAGCCUGCUCACAGCUAUAUCCUCUGUCCUGUAGCUAACAUUACAUUCUCCAUAGUGUAGGAGUUCAUUAGCUGCACAGACUGCUUGAGUUGGGGGGGUGGUGGUGUCCAUAGUAACACCACCAGUAACCAUAGUAACCCUGUCCUCUCUCCCAACCACAGCAGGUCCCAGUAGCGAACGGCACAUCCUCCCCAACCCCGGCCCCCUGCUCCUCAGCCAAGUGUGAGGUGAAGUUGGAGCUGGCCUUCGAGUAUCUGAUGAGCAAAGACCGCCUCCAGUGGGUCACCAUCACCAGCCCACAGGUCAGAGGUUAGGGUUUAGAGGUCAGGGGUCAGGGCAGGGGCAAUCCGGAGUCACCAAGAGGGGAUAGGAGUUCGUGACCUCUGCUGCUAAUGAAUGAAAUAUCUAGAGUUAGAGUGGUGUGUGUGUGUGUGUGUGUGUGUGUGUCUAAUGCCUGGUCUGUGUUUUCAGGCGAUCAUGAUGAGCAUCUGUCUUCAGUCGAUGGUCGAUGAGCUGAUGGUGAAGAAGUCAGGAGGCAGCAUCAAGAAGGUGAUGGGGACAGAUACAACAACUGGCCUUAACUAGUCUGCCACGUUCUGACUUCCUGUAUUAAUUAUGUCUUGUUCAGAUGCUGAGGAAACGUCACAAUGGCUCCCUACAUCGGUCUGAAAGUCAGCAAGCUGUGAAAUCCCCCCCUCUACUGGUGAGAACAGGGAAAUCAUGCCACUAUGAUUAUGCCGGAGAACACAUUUAGCCGUUUGAAUGGAAAGGUCUUCUAGUUGUUUGACCAUGUUUGUGACCUGCCUCUCCCCUGCAGGACUCUCCUGACCCAAACCGAGACCAGAUUGUCAAACUCUCAGUGAGUAACAUUUCUGCUUUGAUCUAAAUCACAGGAUCUCCGUGGUUGAGUCUCUGAUUUAGGUGGUUUGGGGUCGAUGUGGAAAUGUGACUGUUGCUCUAUCAAUACCUCUCUCUUUUUCUCUCUCUCUCUCUCUCUCGGUCUCUCGGUCUCUCUGUCUCUCUGUCUCUCUGUCUCUCUGUCUCUCUGUCUCUCUGUCUCUCUGUCUCUCUGUCUCUCUGUCUCUCUGUCUCUCUCUCUCUCUCUCUCUCUCUCUCUCUCUCUCUCAGACUAAGCUGAGCUCUGUGUCGCUCAGAGGGAUCAGUGCCUCCAACUCAGCCAAUGACAUCAGCGGCAACGAUUUCCAUGGCAACUACGCCUUCGAGGGGAUCGGGGACGACGACCUG
Molecule: messenger RNA, 20545 nt
Organism: Coregonus sp. 'balchen'
Lineage: Eukaryota; Metazoa; Chordata; Actinopteri; Salmoniformes; Salmonidae
Source: the annotation of a GenBank genome assembly